Messenger RNA from Carassius auratus (goldfish), 1133 nucleotides. It is a transcript of the gene spic, whose product is annotated as Spi-C transcription factor (Spi-1/PU.1 related). Lineage: Eukaryota; Metazoa; Chordata; Actinopteri; Cypriniformes; Cyprinidae. The coding region runs from base 116 to 913 and encodes 265 amino acids. Gene Ontology annotation, biological process: regulation of transcription by RNA polymerase II; cell differentiation. The record is from RefSeq and is a predicted model, not a curated record. Gene Ontology annotation, cellular component: nucleus. Gene Ontology annotation, molecular function: DNA-binding transcription factor activity, RNA polymerase II-specific; sequence-specific DNA binding. The transcript is spliced from 5 exons.
AGUAGUCCUUCUACAAUAUAUCUGUCCACAUUUAAUCACUGAGACAUAGAAGAUAUUUCCAGUUGUACACAGGCGAGCUCUACAUAGAUGCAGAAUUAGGUUUUCCAAGGCCAGAAUGGGAUCUCUUGACAAUGACAUUAAUCAAGAUUUUCAGGAUGCCAUUGAUGUAAUUCAGCGUCACUCUCAGAUCCGACACUGUGACAACGAAAAUAAAUACUAUGAGAAUUUGGGAAGUCAACAGUCCUCUGUGAGACAUGCCAUCUCAUACUAUCAGUUCACACCUCAUUUCGAGCCUCCAGGACCGGUGUUUGACUGGAAUGAAUCCUCGUCAUGGUCUCACAUUGGGCCAGAUGUGUCUCUGGGGCCACUGUGUUCCGCUGACUCUUCAGCGUUUUACUCGAGUUUACCACAGCGCCACGGAAAAGGCCGUAAGAAGUUACGCUUAUAUGAAUAUUUGCACGAGGCUCUUCACGAUGACAACAUGGGCGACUCCAUCCAAUGGACGGACCGAGGAAGCGGGAUCUUCCACUUCAUCUCCAAAAAUAAAGAAAAACUGGCCGAAUGCUGGGGUCAGCGCAAGGGCAACCGCAAGACCAUGACCUACCAGAAAAUGGCACGCGCUCUCCGCAACUACAGCCGCACGGGUGAGAUUGUCAAAGUGCGUCGCAAGCUCACCUAUCAGUUUAACCCAGCUAUACUGCAGCGAUUGAGUUCACUGUCAGGCUACAGCUCGGGCCCUUCGUCCAGAGACAUGGCCCUUCAUCAGCAAGGCUCUGCUGAGCACGUCUACUACAGCUCUCCUCUACAGGACUGUCAUUACUGGUACGGCCAAUGCUCUUACCAGGCCGAGUACGAUCUUGCUACUGUGCUGACAAUGCACGAGGAGCCCAAAAUUGGCGUUUCAGCUCAGUGAUUCUCAAAAGAGCCCUUUUCUGUCAUGCCAUGAAUUCUGACAUUUCUGUCCUUUACAUGGGAGAUUCUUGCAAAUAAACUUUGACAUCGCAAAAAUGUACAAAAUUACCCACAGUGCUUUAGAAAUGAGUGGAUGCAUGUAAAUAGUUAAAAGUUUGUUUGUUUGUUUGUUUUUGAAAGAAAUUAAGACUUCUGUCAGUAAGGAUGCAUUUAAUUGAUAA